CACAUGUUUUCCACCAAGUUGAUUAAGAUUAAAACGUUUCAGAUCGUAUAUAACAAUAAGGGACAAAAAUGCUAACUUCUAAGACAUUCAUAAAGAAGACUAAGACAGGGAAAAUUUUAAAAAUUGUUCGCGAGCACUAUUUACGUGAUGACAUAGCAUGUGGUGCUGAAGGUUGCAACGAAUGUGAGGGGCCCUCAACUUUGGAGGCUGAUUGUGCCAGCCAGAGUGAAAUGUGCAAUGAUUUACAUUUUCUGUGCCCAGAUACUAAUGUCAUUCUACACCAGAUUGAUGUAGUUGAGGAUCCAAGAAUAAGGAAUGUCAUCAUACUUCAAACAGUUUUAGAGGAGGUUCGCCACAGAAGUCUUCCAAUAUACAAGAGACUUAGAGACAUCUUAUGCAAUCCAGAUAAACAUUUCUACAGCUUCUGUAAUGAGUUUAACAAGCAUACCUAUGUUGAGAGGGAGCCUGGGGAAUCCUCUAAUGACAGAAAUGACCGGGCGAUCAGGGAGGCUGCUAAAUGGUACAACCAGCACCUACAGACAAACACACAGGGGAAGAUACAAACUCUGCUGCUGACCAAUGAUGCAGACAAUCGAAAGAAAGCACUUGAUCAAGGUCUAAAGAGCUACACAAUACACCAGUAUGUGAGAAGUUUAAAAGAUGGAAAAGAUUUAGUUGACAGGCUGUCACUUGCAGGGUCUAAAGUGUUUUCAGGUGAUAAAGUUCAGUAUCCAGAACAUCUCCCCCUGUCAGUGAUACAGAAAGGUCUCAAGACUGGGAAAUAUCGACAAGGGAAGUUCAUGGCUAGUAGAGAAAACUACACUGAGGCUAAUGUCAGUGUGUCUGAGGAAGAAAAAAUGAUAUUCAUACAAGGACUUCAGCAUUUAAACAGAGCUGUUCAUGAUGACAUUGUUGCCGUGGAGAUGUUGGAGGAAGAGGAAUGGAGUUGUCCGUCAUCCAUGAUUCUUGUCCACACGGAAGAUAAAGAUGAUACAGAUGAAGAGGAGGAAGAAAAGACUUUGGAGAAGAAACGCAGGAAGGUUCCUAAAGAGUUACGACAGCCCACAGGUAAAGUUGUGGGGAUUAUAAAGAGGAACUGGAGGCAGUAUUGUGGCAUGUUACAACCCUCAAUGCUCAAACAGGCAACAAGACAUCUAGUGGUUACUGCAGACAAGAAAAUUCCCAAAAUUAGAAUAGAGACAAGACAAGCAGCAGAUUUAAUGAACCAGAGGAUUGUUGUGGCCAUUGAUAGCUGGCCGAGGACAUCUCGAUAUCCACAGGGACAUUUCGUAAGGAAGCUUGGAAAUGUUGGAGACAAGGAAACAGAGAAUGAAGUUUUGUUGUUAGAGCAUGAUAUCCCCCACGCUAGCUUCUCAGAGGCGGUCCUCAACUGUCUGCCCAAACUUCCAUGGGAAAUCACAAAGGAGGAUAUGGAGAGGCGUGAAGACUUCCGUGACCUUGACAUUUGUAGUGUGGAUCCUCCAGGCUGUACUGAUAUUGAUGACGCCUUACACUGCAGGGAUCUACCUAACGGAAACUUAGAGGUGGGUGUUCACAUAGCAGAUGUGUCUCACUUUAUCCGGCCUGGUACUGCUAUUGAUAAAGAGGCAGAGAGAAGAGGAACCACUGUCUAUCUCACAGAUAAGAGAAUAGAUAUGGUUCCAGAACUGCUGAGCUCCAAUCUGUGUUCACUAAGGUCUAAUGUGGAAAGAUUUGCCUUUUCUGUCAUAUGGGAACUGACCCAUGAUGCAGAGAUUGUAACAACAAAGUGUACCAAGAGUGUCAUCAAAUCUAAGGCAGCCUUAACUUAUGCCGAGGCCCAAAUGAGAAUUGAUGACCCCAAGAUGACGGACACUGUCACUAAGAGUCUGAGGAAUCUCAACAGUCUGGCUAAAAUACUGAAGAGAAAGAGGAUUGAUAAAGGUGCAUUAACAUUAGCCUCUAAUGAAGUGAGGUUCCAGAUUGACAGUGAGACUCAUGAUCCUAUUGAUGUUGAAACUAAACAAAUCAGAGACACCAAUUUCAUGGUGGAGGAGUUCAUGUUAUUAGCCAAUGUGUCCACUGCUCAGAAGACCCUCCAGGAAUUCCCUGACUGUUCCUGUCUGAGGAGGCAUCCAAUCCCCCCACCAUCCAACUUUGACCCCCUCAUCAAAGCAGCUCAGUCAAAGGGUUUUAAGAUAGAUGUGUCCAGUGGUAAGUCUUUGGCCGACAGUCUGGAGAGAGCUGUUAUACCCGAUGAUCCCUACUUUAAUGUGAUGUUGAGGAUCAUGACGACUCGGUGUAUGACCCAGGCCGUGUAUUUCUGUAGUGGAAUGUUACCCCCCACUGAAUAUCUUCACUAUGGUCUGGCCGCGGAGAUUUACACACACUUUACAUCACCAAUAAGAAGGUACUCUGAUAUCAUAGUUCACCGUCUAUUGGCUGUUUGUAUUGGAGCAGACUCUUCUUAUCCAGAAUUAACAGACAAGUAUAAAACACAGGCAGUAUGCAAUAAUUUGAACUACCGUCACAAGAUGGCACAGUAUGCAGGUCGGGCAUCAGUCAACCUUCAUACACAUAUAUUUUUCAAAAACAGACAGGUGGAUAAUGAGGGAUAUGUCCUGUUUGUACGUAAGAAUGCGCUUCAGAUCCUGAUUCCUAAGUAUGGACUAGAGGCAACCCUUUAUCUGGACUCCAAGGGUGUUACUUUUGAAUAUGAUGAACAGAUAGAGGGAUUUAGUGUCCCACCAGCCCCACCCUCAGAAGACAGCGACUUAGAACCCCCGACAAAGAAAAUGAAGACCUGA
Saccostrea cuccullata (small rock oyster) is the source of this 2786-nucleotide messenger RNA. Its product is annotated as exosome complex exonuclease RRP44-like. Gene Ontology annotation, molecular function: endonuclease activity; 3'-5'-RNA exonuclease activity; RNA binding. The record is from RefSeq and is a predicted model, not a curated record. The transcript has 22 exons. Gene Ontology annotation, biological process: rRNA catabolic process. Gene Ontology annotation, cellular component: nuclear exosome (RNase complex); cytoplasmic exosome (RNase complex). Bases 69 to 2786 code for a protein of 905 amino acids. Lineage: Eukaryota; Metazoa; Mollusca; Bivalvia; Ostreida; Ostreidae.